Molecule: messenger RNA, 865 nt
Organism: Microplitis demolitor
Lineage: Eukaryota; Metazoa; Arthropoda; Insecta; Hymenoptera; Braconidae
Product: AN1-type zinc finger protein 1
Exons: 2
Coding region: 1-816 (271 amino acids)
Cellular component (GO): cytoplasm
Molecular function (GO): zinc ion binding
Source: RefSeq, a predicted model, not a curated record
AUGGAAUUACCACAAGUAGGCAAGCAGUGCAGUAUAGAAUUUUGCAAACAAAAUGAUUUUUUAAUCAUCACCUGUGCGCAUUGUUCUGCGUUAUUUUGUAAAAAUCAUCAUCAUAUAUCAUCACACCAUUGUCCCAAAUAUAAAGACAAUAUCGUUGAAAAAUUAGACGAUUCAGUCAACAGUACAGCUUCUAAAAAUUAUAUUUGUGCACAUAAACUAUGUAACAGUACUUCAAUUAUUGAAAUGAUUUGCCCAGAAUGUAAGAAACAUUUUUGUGUAAAUCAUCGACACCAUGGAUGCUUUGAAAAAACGGAUGAAGAAAUUUCUGAUGAAUUGAAAGUAUGGCAAAAUGCUAAAGAUCAGUUUUUAGCGGCUAAGAGUGUCGUAGAUACUGAAAUUACUGAAAAUUCGAAAAAAUCGAAAAAUUCUGCAUUAGCAAAGAAGGUACAACUAAUGAAACUAAAAGGACGCGCAACAGGUUCAAAAGAAAUACCUUCAAAUCAUAGAAAAUAUUUUCUGAUUUACCCGCCUCUCAAAGCCUCAAAAAAAGAAUCACGUGCACUAUUUAUUAGUGACAGCUGGACAAUUGGAAAAAGCAUCGAUUCCAUAGCUGACAUCAUGGGAAUAAACAAUACAAAUAAUACAUCAAAUUUAAUAAAACUGAAAUUGUUCAAUUAUUUAAAUGGAAAUAUUAUCACUGAUAAAAUGGACGCCCUGAUAUCAACUUUGCUAGAUGAUUCUCACUUGACCGAUGGCCAAAGUCUAAUCUUAGAAUAUUCCAAAGAAGAUACUGUUGAUUGUACUUUAUAUAAAUAAUUUUUUUCAUGGAAAAAUAAAGUUGACACUGUUGACAAUUGUUCACUUA